AUGCCUCAAGUUGAUCUUACUUCAGUUUGCGCCGGCGAUCCUAAAGUCUCCUGCGAAUCUCAAGCGGUUGUUGUUGAUGAUGAUUCGCCGACGCCGGAAAAAGAAAUUCCGACGAAUUCGCAUCCUGAUUAUGCACCUGAAUCGUUUUGGCUUUCUAAAGAUGCUGAGCUUGAUUGGCUUGAUCGUAAUGCUUUUCUUGAUAGAAGGGAUUCUGGAAAAGGAUCUUCAACGAAUUUGAAUCCGAUUCAUGUUUCUGUUGGUUCUCAGCGGUAUUCUGGUAAUUUGAAAUCGAAGGCUUCGUUAAUUGCGUUGCCUAAACCACAGAAGCAGAAUUAUGCUGAGGUUAAGAGUCGAAGACAUUGCCGGCCUUCUAGUGUACGGCUGUUUCCGAAACGGUCUGAACCGGUUGGUGGUAAACCGCUUGUGGCGUUGACUGAACCGGGUUCGCCUAAGGUUUCGUGUAUGGGUAGAGUGAGGUCAAGGAAGGAUAGAAGUCGAAGAGGGAAGAAUCGGAAGAAGGUUACUGAACCGGGCUUGGUUCGGGUUAAGAGUGUAAAAGAAAGGAAAAAUGGGUUUUGGAAAAAUGUCCGGUCUAUUUUCCGGUCUAAAGGGAAUAAAUUAGAGUGUAGAGAGAAUCAAACUGAAGAAGAUUGUGUCACGGCUCUAAAGAAAAAAAAUUCGAGUCUAAAGAAAAAACGAGGGUUUAGUUCAAAUAAUAAUUUGAAUUAUGACGGUUCAUGUGAAAUGAGUCCGGUUGAACCGCCCGGUUUAGGAGCAAUGAAGCGAUUCGCAUCCGGUCGGAAAUCUGAUGCUUGGGCCGGCGAUGUGGAGGUUGACGGUGCACAAUCAGAGCCGUUAGGUCCUGGUGGUCCAAUCUGGCGGCGGAGAGAGGUGGGCCCACCUGUAGAGAUUGGUAUCGAUCGGGAUUGGCGGACGGUGGGGCCCCUUUCUGUAUGA
Amaranthus tricolor (Joseph's coat) is the source of this 957-nucleotide messenger RNA. RefSeq lists its product as uncharacterized. The transcript has a single exon. The coding region runs from base 1 to 957 and encodes 318 amino acids. NCBI's taxonomy places the organism in Eukaryota, Viridiplantae, Streptophyta, Magnoliopsida, Caryophyllales, Amaranthaceae. The record is from RefSeq and is a predicted model, not a curated record.